UUUAUUUUUUAUCUGGACUUCAAGCACUCAACAGAAGAAAUAGCCAUUUCUAAAUCAAUAUUUGGUGCUGGACCAUUAGGCGAUUAUUUCCUGUUUAUACCCAUCAAGCCAUCAACAUCCGCACCCAUUUACAUCAACAAAACCAUACACAUAAUCAUGUCUGAGGAACUCGUUGUUCACUUUGAGAAACUUUUAACAAGAGUUGAUGGACUCUUAUCGGCCAUAGUGACGGACCGGGAUGGUGUCGUGCUCCUAAAAGCCAAUGCACCAAACAACACCCUACCUUUCACAGAGUCAGCUUUAGGUUGUACGUUCGCACUGGCUAGUGAUCAGGCAUCAAAACUUGGACUGAAGAAAAACAAGUCCAUUGUUAGCAUUUACAAAUCGUAUCAGUUGGUCCAAUUCAAUCAUUCUUCCCUCAUAACCACUUUCGUGGCAAAUAGCAACGCUAAUACAGGCCUAUUGUUGGAGCUUGGAGCUGAACUAGAAAGCGUUACGCAAGUUAUAGCUACCGCUCUGCACGAAAGGCAUAGCGGCGCAUUGUGAGAGCAAGAAUUGAGUGUUGUAAUAAAUAUCGUCUGUGCGUAUUUCAUUAAAGAUUUAUC
Molecule: messenger RNA, 605 nt
Organism: Lobosporangium transversale
Lineage: Eukaryota; Fungi; Mortierellomycota; Mortierellomycetes; Mortierellales; Mortierellaceae
Product: Ragulator complex protein LAMTOR3
Exons: 6
Coding region: 157-546 (129 amino acids)
Biological process (GO): positive regulation of TOR signaling; cellular response to amino acid stimulus
Cellular component (GO): Ragulator complex
Source: RefSeq, a predicted model, not a curated record